This is a messenger RNA of Gloeophyllum trabeum ATCC 11539, 1275 nucleotides long. RefSeq lists its product as uncharacterized. The transcript is spliced from 2 exons. The coding region runs from base 1 to 1137 and encodes 378 amino acids. NCBI's taxonomy places the organism in Eukaryota, Fungi, Basidiomycota, Agaricomycetes, Gloeophyllales, Gloeophyllaceae. The record is from RefSeq and is a predicted model, not a curated record.
AUGGUUGCGCUCGACAAUUUACCGGAAUCCAUCAUUUCGAAGAUAUUAUCUCUGGCUUGCAAGGAUGGUGGCGCCUCGGGCUGCUCGCUAUCGCGCACGUCGAGAUAUAUCGCUUCUCUAGCGCUGCCGUACCUAUACCAGUCAGUCGCUCUGUCCGGCGUCGAUCAGAUCACGCGCUUCCUGGAGUCUCCUCGUGUUGCAAGCAGUAAGAAUCUGCCCAUCCGUCAUCUUUUCGUCUGCGAUCGUCAGCGGAGUAUGGCUGGGGACAGGUGCCAAUAUCCGCUUGGCCCCCGCCAUCCGGUCUUACCUGCACACAAGAGGAUCUUGGAAAGGCGAUACGACGUCGUGCGAGAGCGACAUGAGGCUGACGCUUCCGAAUUUGCAAAGAAGCUAGUUGCAGUGAUCCUGAAGUUGAGCGCGAAGGGCACGAAUCGUUCGCUGCAGACACUCAGCUUGAUAUUCUUCAAUCCUGCUACGGAUGACGUAGUCUGGAGUGCAACGCUUAAUGUACCGACGCCGCGUCUUCCGGAGUUGCGACGAAUCCACUUUGCAACUGCGCGAUCUCUGAUGCACAUUGAGAAGGCCUGGGAAGAGAACGGUACGCAGCCCGAAUACACAGUGACAGACGAGGUGCUGUUCCUUGCAGCGUUGUGCAAGAUGCCUCGGGUGUCGCACCUCCGAAUUUCCGAAAUCAAGUUGGGUGCCGCGGGCGCUGGAGCGUAUCUGGCUCGCAUGCUGGGCUUGGACUUCCCCCCUGGUAGGGACGCACAAGUCCCAUUGGACUACAUGAUCGAUGCUGUACCACAGCUGAAGUUUCGCGACCCGGCCCGAAUGAGUAUCGCUGUAGAAACAUGGAGCGGAAACUCAAGGAUACAGCAGCGGAAAUAUAGAUUUCCUCCCUUGACGGAGCGGAAAAUCACGGUUGAGGAGCGUGACUUCUUCAGGGAUGCCAUUCUUACAGCGAGUCACUCUACCCCGCAGGAUGAGUCCGGCGCACCGCACAAAGUGCAGACGAAGCCCCGGAUCUAUGACUUGGGGAAGCAUGCUGAACACAAGUACGACGAAUGGUGGAGGGAGUGGUUGAAGAGGCAGCAGACCAACGCUGACGACGAGCGUGCAGCAAUAUUACUGUCCUGAGCACGCAAACGAGGAACCCCUCUUCCGUCAUCUCUAUGUAUCCAAUUAUUCCUUACCGAGUAAAUCUUGUCUGUCAAUGGCUACCACUUCUACCACAGUAAAUCCUUUGUUCAACCUCGUUCCCUUGCCGUAGUGUUU